AUGGGGCUUAUCGAGGCGGUCUCCGGCCCUCUGGGCGCGCAGAUCGCGCAGCACGGAACUGCUGUUGUGGUCGCGGGCGGAAUCGUCGCAUUUCUCGUCGUGACGGUGGUGCUGAAUGUGUUGAAGCAGUUGCUGUGGAAGAAUCCUAAUGAGCCGCCCGUGGUGUUUCAUUGGUUUCCCGUGGUGGGGAAUACGGUUAUGUAUGGGAUGGAUCCGUAUAAGUUUUUUUUUGAGUGUAGGGCGAAGUAUGGCGAUUGCUUUACGUUCAUUUUGCUGGGGAAGAAGACGACGGUUUAUUUGGGGAGACAGGGGAGUGAGUUUAUUCUCAACGGGAAGAUUAAGGAUGUCAAUGCCGAGGAGGUGUAUACCGUCUUGACUACGCCGGUUUUUGGAACGGAUGUGGUCUACGAUUGCCCCAAUUCAAAGUUGAUGGAGCAGAAGAAGUUUAUGAAAAUUGGUUUGACCAACGAGGCCUUCAGAUCAUACGUCCCAAUUAUUCAAGGAGAGGUGGAGCAGAUCGUUAAGAAAUACCCCGGCUUCAAGGGAAACAAAGGAUCCAUCAAUGUUGUAGAUUUCAUGGCCGAACUUACGAUUUACACGGCCUCCCAUACCCUCCAAGGCAAAGACGCGCGCGACCGAUUCGAUUCCAACAUGGCCAAAAUGUAUCACGAUCUUGAUAUGGGUUUCAGCGCUGUAAACUUCAUGCUUCAUUGGGCUCCUCUUCCUCAUAACAACGCACGCGAUCGAGCACAAAAGGCUAUUGCAAACACAUAUGUUGAUAUUAUCCAGAAGCGUCGCGCAGAGGGGCCAGGAGAGAACAAGAGCGAUAUCAUGUGGCAGUUGAUGCAAUCCUCUUAUAAAGAUGGUACCCCAGUCCCGGACAAGGAGAUUGCGCAUAUGAUGAUCGCUCUUCUUAUGGCUGGACAGCACUCUUCCUCCUCUAGCAGUUCAUGGAUCGCUCUUCGCCUUGCCUCUCGUCCAGAUAUCAUGGAAGAAUUGUAUCAAGAACAAAUUGAAGUCCUAGGCCCUGAUCUUCCUGAUCUCCAGUUUGAGGAUUUGGCGAAGCUCACCAUGCACCAAAACGUCCUGAAAGAAGUCUUGAGAAUCCACACGCCUAUCCACUCCAUCCUCCGAAAGGUCAAGACUCCAAUGCCUGUCCCUGGUACGAAAUUCGUUAUUCCACCCACUCACAACCUUCUCGCAUCACCAGGUUGCACCAGCCGAGAUGCCGACUACUUCCCAAACCCAUUGAUGUGGGAUCCUCAUCGUUGGGACGCUGGCUCAUCUGGAAUCGUACAAACGGAUUACGAGGAGGAGAAAUUCGAUUAUGGAUAUGGACUUAUCAGCAAGGGUGCAACAAGUCCAUACCUUCCUUUCGGUGCUGGGCGACAUCGUUGUAUCGGCGAACAAUUCGCCAACGUUCAACUUAUCACUAUUAUGGCCACUCUUGUGCGCAUGUUUAAAUUUCGAAACGCUGAUGGAAGCAAGGAAGUUGUACCCACUGACUACGCCAGUUUGUUCACCCGACCAGUUACACCUGCGAUGAUGGAAUGGGAAAGGAGGGAGAAGUCAUAG
Glarea lozoyensis ATCC 20868 is the source of this 1575-nucleotide messenger RNA. RefSeq names its product Cytochrome P450. The transcript is spliced from 3 exons. The record is from RefSeq and is a predicted model, not a curated record. Gene Ontology annotation, biological process: ergosterol biosynthetic process. NCBI's taxonomy places the organism in Eukaryota, Fungi, Ascomycota, Leotiomycetes, Helotiales, Helotiaceae. Bases 1 to 1575 code for a protein of 524 amino acids. Gene Ontology annotation, molecular function: oxidoreductase activity, acting on paired donors, with incorporation or reduction of molecular oxygen; monooxygenase activity; iron ion binding.